Messenger RNA from Clarias gariepinus (North African catfish), 1334 nucleotides. RefSeq lists its product as uncharacterized. The record is from RefSeq and is a predicted model, not a curated record. The transcript has 6 exons. Gene Ontology annotation, biological process: response to bacterium. Lineage: Eukaryota; Metazoa; Chordata; Actinopteri; Siluriformes; Clariidae. The coding region runs from base 2 to 955 and encodes 317 amino acids.
GAUGAUCACACUCUUUGUUGUUCUUUGUCUCUUAUCAUCAGUGAAAUCUUCUAACAUCAAAGAGCUUCAAGUUAAAAAAAUAAAGCAUGGUGAACAUGUCACUAUUAAAUGUGAUGUGUCCAGUGACAAAUUAAUUUGGUUUAAACAAGGUUUUGGAAAGAAUCCUCAGUGGGUAGCGAGAUUAGUGUCAAGCUCACUCAGACUCAACAUGGGGUUUACUGCUGAAAGCUUUAGUGUAGAUAAAAAGUUUAAUCUCAACAUUAAAGAACUCAAAGAAGAGGAUACAGGAACAUAUUUCUGUGCAGAUGUGCAGAGCUCUUCACCACACUUUGGACCUGGAACCUUUUUAGUUGUGGAAGCUGAGGAGGUGCGGCAGCGUCCUCCGACUGUAACGGUGAUGGAGGACGGAGACUCGCUCACACUCCAGUGUUCAGUACAAGCGUUUACUCCAAGCUGUGAAGAACAGAGUGUGUACUGGUUCAGACACCGCUCAGGAGAACCUCAUCCAGGAAUCAUUUACACUCAUGGAGACGGCAGUGAUGAGUGUAAGAAGAUCUCCGAGGCUGGUUCUCCUACACAGAGCUGUGUCUACACUCUCCCCAAGAGGAAGCUCACAACCUCGGAUAAUGGAACCUUCUACUGCGCUGUGGCUGCGUGUGGACAAAUCCUCUUUACUAAAGGAACUGAAGUUAAAAUUAUUAAAAUAAAAGAAAAUAACCUCUGGACUGUUGUUGUCUUAACAACCUCCAAUAUAAUAUCUGUUAUUGUAAUUAUGGUUCUGGUUGGACUUUUACUUAAAAAACUAAGAAAAGGGGAUUCUAGUGACCAACGAAACACAAAUCAGGCUGAUGAUGAAGAUGUCUUGAACUAUGCAGCUGUGAGUUUUGCUAAGAAACCUUCAUCCUCCAGAACAUCCAGAGACACGAGCCAAGUUAUUUAUGCACAAGUUCAAUAAUAAAAUAGUUAACAUGAAAUAAAUUCUAAUUUAAAGUCAGUGGAGAUUUAGUGCCGUAGGUCAAACUUUCAGCCAUGCGUGGUGUAUUUAACAAAGAUUCAAAGAACUUUAUUAAUCCCAGAGGGAAAAUGCUUAUAAUAAUAAAUAAAAUACAAACAGCUAAAAUUCAUUACUUAAUAUUUUUGUCAUUAGAAAUUGUUCAUGCAGUUUGUAGGAAGUGAAUAACGUUUUAAAAAAAAGUGUACAGUGGGAAUCAGUGUUUUUCCAUUUCUAUUGAUAUAAUUAGCCAUAUUUGAUAUUAUUACUGUCCGUCUUUGAAAUGCAUGUGCACUGUGUGUGAUAUACAUAAAGAGAGAGAGAAUAAAUAAAUGCAUGUGAA